AUGUGUCAUACAUUCCGGAAGAAGCCCUUUUGCUUUAGUGCCGGGGUGGUGAUUUCCGCCUUGACGAAGAAAGUUGUGCAGAGGAGGGCUACUGGUUUCAGGAUUCGUAAAAAUGGACAGCCAGGGAAGAAAAGUAGUCGUUUGCGACAAUGGAACCGGGUUUGUCAAGUGCGGCUAUGCAGGCUCCAACUUCCCAGAGCACAUAUUCCCUGCGUUGGUUGGCAGGCCAAUCAUUCGCUCCACAGCCAAAGUGGGAAACAUUGAAAUCAAGGACCUGAUGGUAGGGGAUGAGGCCAGCGAACUGCGCUCCAUGCUGGAGGUGAACUACCCCAUGGAGAACGGCAUCGUCAGGAACUGGGAUGACAUGAAACACCUGUGGGACUACACCUUUGGCCCCGAGAAGCUCAACAUCGACUCACGCAACUGCAAGAUCUUGCUCACCGAGCCACCGAUGAACCCCACCAAGAACCGGGAGAAAAUUAUCGAGGUGAUGUUUGAAACGUACCAGUUCUCAGGAGUUUACAUUGCCAUCCAGGCUGUGCUCACGCUCUACGCUCAAGGUCUGUUGACUGGUGUGGUGGUGGACUCCGGGGAUGGCGUCACCCACAUCUGCCCCGUGUAUGAAGGGUUCUCGCUGCCCCACUUGACCAGACGCCUGGACAUCGCAGGAAGGGACAUCACACGCUACCUCAUCAAGUUGCUGUUGUUGAGGGGCUACGCCUUCAACCAUUCGGCCGACUUUGAAACGGUGAGGAUGAUGAAGGAGAAGCUGUGCUACGUGGGCUAUAACAUCGAGCAGGAGCAGAAGCUGGCCCUGGAGACCACCGUGCUGGUGGAGUCCUACACGCUCCCCGAUGGCAGGCUGAUAAAGGUCGGAGGUGAGAGGUUUGAGGCCCCCGAGGCUCUGUUCCAGCCCCACCUCAUCAACGUGGAGGGCGUAGGAGUGGCCGAGCUGCUCUUCAACACCAUCCAGGCGGCCGAUAUCGACACCAGGUCUGAGUUCUACAAACACAUCGUUCUGUCCGGUGGCUCCACCAUGUAUCCCGGCCUGCCCUCUCGACUGGAGCGCGAGCUCAAACAGCUGUACCUGGAGCGCGUGCUGAAGGGAGACGUCGAUAAGCUCUCGAAAUUCAAGAUCCGGAUUGAGGACCCCCCUCGGCGCAAGCACAUGGUGUUCCUGGGCGGGGCUGUGCUGGCCGACAUCAUGAAAGACAAGGACAACUUCUGGCUGACGCGAGAAGAGUACCAGGAGAAGGGGAUGCGCGUGCUGGAGAAGUUGGGAGUCACCGUCAGAUAAAGCGCCCCCUCCAGAGGUGGCUCAGCCCCCGCCUCUCCUUCCUCCACCUCCACCUGACAUCCACUGGUCACUCCCUUCCCUUCCUCUCCACAGCCACUCGCCACCUUUUUCCUAGUUUCACUCAGCCUCUUUUCAUGGCCGUUCAGUGAGGGAGGUGUGUGUGUGUGUGGAGGGGGGGGGGGGCGGGUUGUUUGGGUUGAAAGGUGGGGUUGGGUGGAGGGCUGCGGGGUGGGGGGGGGGGUGGUUCGGGGUUGAGUGCCAACAACUCGCCUGGGAAUAGUUUUAAUCGCCUGCCUAUUUUAUUGAGUCAAACAGUGAUCCCAGGAGUUAUUACUGUUCAAUUUAUAAAGGGUAUCAAAUGCCCUGUGUUGUUGGGAAUUUAGGAUUUACGGGCCCUUGUCGAGGCAGUUCCGCCCCAUUUUGUAAAUCUUCCCUUACACCUAUAUUUGUCCUUUUUUUGUUUUGUUUUUCAGGAUGUUUGCUUACUCCUCUUGAUGCUCCUUUAUUUGACGGGUACUCUUUUUCCCCCAAAAUUUGAUCUGAUCGAUCCAACAUCGAUCGGGGGACUAAAGUUUGAAGUAAUGCUUUAUGAAGGUUGUGAGGAGGUCAUGAGAGGUCAGUGUUGGGGUCUCUCUGAUCACCUUCACCUCUAUAUCCGGUUAUGAAAUCCAGUCAGCCACCAUGGAUCAACACAGAGCUUGAUGAAGAAGGAAAAAAUAAAUAAAAAUAAGUUUCCAUUCCCUCACGAUAUAAAAGGCAUUUCAUUCCAUUGAUGGCAUAAUCUGUCAUGUUAGAUUCCAGCAGGGGACUGGUCAUCUUUUCUUUUAAGUUUUGUUCACAUACUUUGCCGACUCGCUUUCUGUUUUUGGAGGAUAUGUGUUGCCUUCUUUCUGUUGGACUGUAUUGUUUGUAUGUUAUUUUUUAUUUUUUUGCAGUGCAUUAUUCCCCAUUGCUCUCUCAAUUAGAGUGAGGAUGGGUUGCAUAAAGGACACCGUGAUGGUUAUUGGAAAAACAAGUCGUAGUGUUUGAAGGUUUAGGUUACUUUCUGCCCUUAAUGACUGAUCUAGAUGCAGAUCUUCUCUAUCAUAUCCACAUCCUUAACAAUUGAGGGAAAACAAAACCACGUCUCAGAUCAGUUGCUAAGAGCAAAAGGAAACCAUAUCCGGUUUUUAAAAGGAAGUCAUUAUUCUGAGACCAACAGGAACUCUUCUAUGGUCUCAGGCACUAUUGAAGGUUUAAUUUGUGGGUCUUGGGUAAAAAUGGGAAAGGGGGUUUGUUGUGGGGUAUUGAAAUAUUUGUAAUAAUAAGAAUUUGGUGUCAGUAGACAUGAAGACCGCGUAAAAGCUGGUAUUUACGUUUUUUCGUAUUGGUUCUCAUAUGUAUAUCGGCCGCACUUCAUACACAAUAUAUAUGUCUACAUUUCUCUCAGCAAAACGGUCAUCCAGUGCUAAGUGCAGUUAUUGUAGCUGGAUCCUAUUUUGGUUGUUUCCUUUUGUUUUUGAUUUUAUUUUUGUUUCUGUUCAUACUGUAACUGCCUACCGCUGAUUUAAAUAAAGCAAAGUGAUUUAUAAGUA
Messenger RNA from Osmerus eperlanus (European smelt), 2871 nucleotides. RefSeq names its product actin related protein 2a (gene actr2a). Gene Ontology annotation, molecular function: actin filament binding. Gene Ontology annotation, cellular component: Arp2/3 protein complex; actin cortical patch. The coding region runs from base 113 to 1297 and encodes 394 amino acids. Lineage: Eukaryota; Metazoa; Chordata; Actinopteri; Osmeriformes; Osmeridae. Gene Ontology annotation, biological process: Arp2/3 complex-mediated actin nucleation. The record is from RefSeq and is a predicted model, not a curated record. The transcript has 9 exons.